AUGGAGUCUCAAAAGAUGGCUCUGCCUGUAACGUUGCUGCUUUGUUUACUUUUGAUGGUCAACACUGUUCUCUCAGCAACAAGACCAACCUCGGCAGCUGCAGAGGGUCAAGCCAUGAGGGCAUUCAGAAAAGGCAUUACUGCUGACCCAUUGGGGGCACUUGCAGACUGGAAGGAUUCAAUCCACCACUGCAACUGGUCCGGAGUCCUCUGCCGUCCUUCCUCCCUUCCUCGUGCCGCAGCUGUCAUCGCCAUUACUCUGCCUGGAAUGGAGCUACAGGGUCAAAUAUCUCCUUCCCUUGCGAACCUGUCUUCCCUCCAGGUUCUUGACUUGUCUUCAAAUGCUUUCACCGGCUACAUUCCGCCUCAGCUUCGAUUCUGCACCCAGCUCACCAACCUCACUUUCUUCAACAACUCUCUCUCGGGCCCUAUUCCUUCCGAAUUCGGGGCCCUGAGAAGCCUGCUUUCCUUAGAUGUUGGUGGUAACUAUCUCAAUGGAACCAUUCCUGAGACCCUCUCUAACUGUACUUCCCUGUCAGAUUUUACUGCUUUCUUCAACAACCUCACAGGAUCAAUACCUGAAAGCAUAGGGAAUCUAGUAAACCUCCGCGCCUUUAUAGUAUCUGCCAACUUCUUGGUCGGUUCGGUUCCAAGUUCUAUAGGCAAGCUAGAGAAUUUAGAGGUUCUGGACCUGAGUGCGAAUGGGUUAACCGGAACCAUACCUCCACAAGUAGGGAACCUGUCCAACUUACAGUACUUGUUAUUGUUUCAGAAUUCGUUCGAAGGGUCUAUCCCUUCUGAAUUGGGUCGUUGUACCAGUCUCAUCAAUCUCGAACUAUAUCUCAAUAAUUUCACUGGACCAAUUCCCUCAGAGCUAGGAAACUUGAGCCAGUUGGAAACCUUGAGGAUGUACGGAAACAGGUUGAACGGUUCGAUCCCAGUGUCCUUGUCAGGGUUGAAGUCGUUGAACCGUUUAGGGCUGUCUGAGAACCAAUUGAGUGGUGCAAUUCCCAGUGGGCUCGGAUCUAUGGAGUCAUUGCAGGUGUUGACCCUGCAUUCCAACAAGCUCACUGGGAAAAUUCCAACUUCAGUCACAAACCUUUCAAGCUUAACCUACUUGUCCAUAGGCUUCAAUUUCCUCACUGGGGAACUUCCAUCAAAUAUAGGAGCACUAUCAAACUUGAGAAACCUUAGUGCCAAUGACAACCUUCUUCAGGGAUCCAUUCCACCACAAAUCACCUAUUGUACUCAACUUCUUGCCAUAGAUUUGACUUACAAUAGAAUCGUUGGGAAGAUUCCGAAGGGAAUAGGGAGAUUGGAGAAUCUGACUUUGCUUUCUCUAGGGGGGAAUCAAAUGUCAGGGGAAAUACCUGAUGACCUUUAUAACUGUGUUUACCUUGAAUCCUUGACCAUCGGAUAUAACAAUUUUACCGGAUUUCUAAAACCCGGCAUUGGCAAACUAUACAACCUGAAGAGAUUACAUCUUCGCUUCAAUUCUCUUCAAGGGCCAAUACCACCAGAGAUUGGCAAUUUAACCGCACUGGUUAGCUUGUUGCUGUCUGCAAAUAACUUUACAGGCCAAAUUCCACCAGAGUUGUCCAUGCUUUCCAAUCUUCAAGGGCUUAGCCUAGAUAGCAAUGCUCUGGAAGGCCAAAUACCAGAGGCCCUGUUUGGACUGAAAAGUCUCACAGUUCUAUUGUUGGGGGGAAACAUGCUGACAGGACCCAUUUCAGCUGCUAUCUCAAACCUCUCAAUGCUUUCAACCUUGGAUCUGCAUGGCAACAUGCUCAACGGUUCAUUACCAACCAGCAUGGAGAGUCUCAGCACCAUAACAUCCAUAGAUCUCUCCCACAACAAUCUAACAGGUCCCAUUCCUGGACCAGUGGUUGCAGGGAUGAAAAGCUUGCAGAUUUAUCUCAACUUUUCACAGAAUAACUUCAAUGGCGCAAUUCCAAAUGAGUUGGGAAUGUUGCAAGCAGUGCAGGUCAUUGAUCUCUCCAACAACAAUCUCUCUGGUAGCAUCCCGAGUUCAAUUAAGGGCUGCAGCAAUUUGUUCUCUCUUGACCUGUCAGGGAAUCAGUUAUCAGGUACAAUUCCAGGUGGUGCUUGGAGCGAGAUGACUGUGCUUACAAGCUUAAACCUUUCGAGGAAUGAGUUGGAGGGUGAAAUACCUGGGAAUCUAGCUGACUUGAAGCAACUGAAGACCUUGGAUCUCUCCCGGAAUCAGUUAAAUGGCACAAUUCCAGAGAGCCUUGCAAAUAUCACCACAUUGAAGCAUCUUAACCUGUCCUUCAAUCGACUCGAAGGCCAAGUUCCAAAGUCAGGAGUUUUCAUAGAAAUGGAUUCAUCAAAUUUGGAUGGCAAUCUUGCUCUCUGUGGAACCAAAUCUGAUGGACCAUGCAGCAAGGGGAAAAGUUCACGCACCUUCCACAAAAAGACGAUAUGGAUUCUUGUGGGACUUGGGGGAGUUUUCGUGCUUCUAGUGGUGUUAGUAUUGGCUUAUGUGCUCCUAAAAAAAGGUACCAAGGAGAAUAAACCAGAAGCUGGCAGCAUUUCAGCCGACCCGGAUUUUUCUACUGCUCCCGGCAAACUUGCAAGGUUUGAUGGUGUACAGCUGGAGAAGGCAACCGAAUUCUUCAGUGAAGAUAAUAUAAUUGGUGCAAGCAGCUUAAGUACUGUGUACAAAGGUAACCUUGAAGAUGGAAGUGUGGUAGCUGUAAAGAAACUCAACUUGGAUCAGUUUUCAGCAGAAUCUGACAAAUGCUUCUACAGAGAAGCCAAGACCUUGAGCCAGUUGAGACACAGAAAUCUGGUGAAGGUGCUCGGAUAUGCCUGGGAGAGCCCCAAGCUUAAAGCUUUAGUUCUGGAAUACAUGCCUAAUGGGAGCUUGGAUGGUAUCAUACACAACCCACAGGUGGUUGAGCAAUCGAGGUGGACAUUAUCCGAGAGAAUCGACGUCUGCAUUUCAGUUGCAAGUGGAUUGGAAUAUCUGCAUAGUGAUUAUGACUUCCCUAUAGUUCACUGUGACUUGAAGCCCUCAAACAUACUGUUGGAUGAUGACUGGGUUGCCCAUGUCAGCGACUUCGGUACAGCUCGGAUCCUAGGUGUUCAUCUCGAAGAUAUCGGGAAUAACCCUAACUCAUCAUCAGCAUUCCAAGGAACCAUCGGCUAUAUGGCACCAGAAUUUGCAUACAUGAGAAGAGUCACUACAAAGGUUGAUGUCUUCAGUUUUGGGAUUGUGGUGAUGGAGCUACUCACGAAACGAAGGCCAACAGGACUCACAGACGAGCAAGGGCUACCUAUCAGUCUGUCUCAACUAGUUCAGAAGGCGCUUGCUGUUAUGAACAGCAAUGGCAUUGGUGAGAUUUUAGACCCUGAGCUUAGUGGAGAAGCAUCCAAGAAAGAAGAGCAACUGGAAAAGCUCUUGAAAAUGGCCUUGUGUUGCACCAGACCAAACCCAGAGGAUCGACCCAACAUGAAUGAGGUAUUGGCUUCCUUAGAGAAGCUCAGAGAAGCAUAAGAAAAUAUCAGGAGCCGUGUUAAGUUUUUGCAUCUUCGUUGUAAUGAAUGGAGACAGUAAAAUAAGAGAAGCAGCCACUUUCAACUUCAAUGUUGCAUUCUAAGAACCUCUCUAGUCCUUUUGAGGUGGAUCAACCUUCAAAUAUUCAUCAAUGGCUGAAGGAAACUCCAAGCCAUUCUCUGAG
Molecule: messenger RNA, 3703 nt
Organism: Linum tenue
Lineage: Eukaryota; Viridiplantae; Streptophyta; Magnoliopsida; Malpighiales; Linaceae
Source: the annotation of a GenBank genome assembly